AUGUCCAUGUGCAGCAGCAAGAUAACAUCUAUUUUCGUCCCAAGGACAACCAUUCUCACAAGCCCACUUCAAAAUCUCCAUAUAUAUGCCCAUGGAAAGCAGCCAAAGCACAUGUCCGUUCAUUCCAUGGACAACGGUUUUCGUGAGCCCACUUUAAAAUUUCCAAAUGUCCACCUUGAGCAGCACCUGAGCAUGUCCUUCCAUUCCAUGGAGACAACUUUUCAUGAGCCCACUUUACAAUAUCCAAAUGACCCUUUUGAGCAGCUCCAGCACACGUCUGUUCAUUCCAUGGACAACCAUUCUCUCUUAACCAUUGGAGCACUUCCUGGCGCCCGUUUUCUGCAGCUCCAGCACAUGCCCACUCAUCCCAUGGACAACCAUUUGUAUGCAGCCAUUGGAGCAAUUCCAAAGGUCCAUUUUCAGCAGCAUGGGCACAUGUCUGCUGACUCCAUGGAAAUCUUUUUUGCCGUGCCCACUGCACGACCAUAA
Molecule: messenger RNA, 489 nt
Organism: Seminavis robusta
Lineage: Eukaryota; Bacillariophyta; Bacillariophyceae; Naviculales; Naviculaceae
Source: the annotation of a GenBank genome assembly